Molecule: messenger RNA, 1446 nt
Organism: Penicillium bovifimosum
Lineage: Eukaryota; Fungi; Ascomycota; Eurotiomycetes; Eurotiales; Aspergillaceae
Product: acyltransferase family protein
Exons: 3
Coding region: 1-1446 (481 amino acids)
Biological process (GO): polysaccharide biosynthetic process
Cellular component (GO): membrane
Molecular function (GO): acyltransferase activity, transferring groups other than amino-acyl groups
Source: RefSeq, a predicted model, not a curated record
AUGGAGUACAUUCAGAACAACCACCUCUACUCGCGCAUACUGGACAACAUUCCCUGGAAGUCCGCAGAUCCAUCGGUGAAAGGGGAUCCGCGGAAAAGUGUCAAGUGGAUUGAUGGUCUUCGCGGAAUUGCUUCGUUCCUAGUCAUCCUAACUCACCUUGCCCGCGGAUGGGAUUACGACCUUUUCGCCCCUCGUGACGAUGUUGACACUCCUCCCCGAAUCCUGCAGUGGCCCGUGUUCCGUAUUCCUUGGCAAGGCCGUCUGGGUGUCACCAUCUUCGCCUUCCUGACUGGCUAUGUUUGUGCCCUGAAGCCGCUCAAGCAGUCUCGCAAUGGCGAUAUCCUGGGCGCAUUCACAUCGGUGGCCAAGAGUGCCUUCCGUCGCCCGCCUCGUCUUAUCUUCCCAGCUACAAUCGCCUUGAUCAUAUCAUGGGUGAUGGCACAAUGCGGCGCUUUCAUUGCUGCUAACCGCUCCGACUGUUGGUGGUGUCGGUACGCCGCUCCCGAUUUGAUGCCCACUUUCUGGCAGGAGGUCGUUCGCCUGUUUUCGACCUUCCUCGAGGUUUGGACUACCGGUUACAUGGCAUACGAUGACCACCAGUGGGCUUUGCUUCCGUUGCUUCAGGCAUCUAUGUUGAUUUACAUCCUUGUCUGCGCCACCAUGUUCUGCAAGUUCCGAUUCCGCGUGGCCAUUUACGUGGGAAUGUACCUUUACUUCCACCAAAAUGCAGCCAAGAACACUGAAACAUUCCAGAUGCAAGCUGUCUACGGCAUGUUCCUGAGCGAUCUCUCCUACGAGAAGGGCUUCAAGGAGUUCGUCGAGCGCCACAGCUGGGGCCGCAAGAUCGUGGCAUUCACCCUCCUGGCCAUUGGACUCUUCGUCUGCUCCUACCCCGGAGAGCACCCCGAAUGGGCCACAUGGUCGUCCUACAUGCAGCAAGCCGCGCACUACAUCUUCCCCCCGAAAGUCAACGUCGGCAGACGCUACUCCGCCCUCGGUGUUGACCUAAUCAUCUUCGCCAUCUACAUCUCCCCCAGCACCAAGGAGUUCCUCUCCAGCCGCCUACUCCUCUGGCUCGGCAAGCAGAGUUUCGCCGUCUACCUCGUGCAUGGCACUCUCCUCCGCACAGUUCUGUGCUGGAUGCUGUACGGCAUCACCGGCCAGCCCUGGUCCGGUGACAUCGUCGACGAAAAGGGUAACCCGAUCUACGGCGAGGACGGCGAGCCCCUCCACCCGCACUGGAUCCCCAUCCGCCCUCCCUGGGUCGUGGCCAUCAGUAUCCCGGCCUGGAUCGUGCUGGUGUACUUCUGCGCCACUCUGUGGACCGGAUACGUUGAUCCCUUCUGUGCGCGCAUGGCUCAGAAGUUGGAGAAGUGGAUGUUCGAAGAGACUGAUCAGUCUCCGCCGCCACUGCCUAUGACCAGCAUCCCGAUGCCGACGGCUUGA